GGCCUGAGCCGGCGAGGAGCAGCGGAGAGGUCGCUCGCUUUGCGCGGAGACGUGGGGGCGGCUGAGCCGCCUUCGAAGCCGCUGUCCCCGCUCUCGCGGCCCGGGAGGCGUCUGGCGGCAGGAGGAGGGCGCCGGAGCGCUCGGGGGCGGAGAGCGGGCUGGCGGUGACGCCGUCCCUGGAGGUGACGGACCGGCCGGGGCCUAGUUCACCCGAUCCGGGCACAGGAUAAUCUCAGCGGAGAGGGAACUCCGCGAGGCAGUGCAGCUGCAGGGCUUCCGUCCGUCAGGCGUGGGGCCGCUGCCAGGAGAGCGCCUCCUGGGAACCUCCUGAGAACCGAAGGCUGGAAAUUGCGGAAGACAAGAUGCCUGGCAUAUUACAAUAAGGCAGCAAGAAAACCAAAGCAGCCUUGAAACAGUGGAGAGUCACUACAAACACAUUUGGAAAAAUAAUUUCUCACCUAAAAUCAAACCCUGAUGUUCCUUUAGCACAAAGAUCACACACAUUUGAGAUACUUAGGAAACACUUGAAGCCUAAUCUACAGUACAUUAUUCAGAGUAGAAGCUAUGUAAGAAGUAAAGUUGAAUUUAAUGGUUGACUAUUUCUAUGUACUAAGUAAAAGAAAAUUCAUUCUGGAGAACAAUACAAUAAUGACAAUGAAUAAGUAAAGACUUUCAGUCAUGUCAUUAGUCAUAAGUCAUUAAACACUGGAAAACCCAAAUAAGAAAGAAACAUUAUGUCUGCAGUGAAUGUGGGAAAGCCUUUUCCCAGAAGUCAUCAAGGAUCAAAGAACGCAUACAGAAGAGAAACCCUAUGGAUGCAGCAGAUGUCAGAAAGUGUGCGGCUGGAAGUCCCCUCUCAUCUUACACCAGAGAGCCCACACAGGAGAGAAAUCCUGUCAGUGCAAUAAAUGUGGGAAAGCUUUUACUGAUAAGUCAUGCCUUAAUAAACAUCAAAGACUUCACACAGGAGAGAAACACUUUGAGAGUCAUAUAUGUUGGGAAGGCUUCAGCAAUAAGGCACAACUCCUCUGUAUCAAAGAAUUCAGACUGGAGAUAAAACCCUGCAGAUGUGACGAAUGUCAGAGAAGCUUCAGCAGUAAGUCACAGCUCAUUAUUCGUCAGAGAGCUCAGACAGGAACAAAGCCUUACGCUUACAAUGAAUGUGGGAAAACGUUCCCCCUUAAAUUUAGCCUCACUUUACAUAAAAAAUUCAUACAGGGGCAAAACCAUAUGAAUGCAAAGAACGUGAGAAAGCCUUCAUUCAGAGAUUUGAACUCAUCAGAGAACUCACACAGGAUGAAACCUUACCAUUGCAGUGAAUGUGGGAAAGGUGUUGGUGCAAAGUCACUCCUUGACACCCACUGAAGAGCUCACACAGGAGAGAGACCCUAUGGAUGCAAGCAGCAUGGAAAAACAUUCUCCAUCAAGGUUAGUCUCAUACUAUAGCAAAAAACUCAGAUGUGUGAGAAACCCUCUGAGUGUCGUCAGUGUCAAAGCUCUCACCCAAAAGUCACAUCUGGACUAUUCAUCAGAGGUCUCACAUGGGAAAGCCACCUUCUGAAUGCAGUGAAUAGCAUGAAGUCUUCAGUGGAAAUCCUAUCUCCUUAUUCAUCAAAGAAUCCACUCAGGUGAUAAUCCUUACGAAUGCCCUGAAUGUGGGAAAAACUGUCUCUCACACGAUUAGCCACAUGAUUCUUCAGAGUACAUACGGAGGAGACACUAUGGAAGCCCUGAAUGUGGGAAGACUUUUCCUAUCAAGUUUAGCCUUGUUUUACAGAAAACACACACAGUAGGGAAAAAAAAAAAAAAAACCACGAAUGCAGUGAAUGUCAGAAAUCUUUUACCCAGAAGUCACAUCUUAUUUUCAAUCAAAGCACUCAAACAGGGGAGAAACCUUAUGGAUGCAGUGUUAGAAAACUUUCUCCCACAAGUUCAGCCUCACUGUACAUAAGGAAACUCAUACAGGAGAGAAACUGAAAAUGUGAAUAUCCAAAAGUUGUCACUGGGAGAUACUAACUCAUUAUACCAGAGUUCACACAGGAGUGAAACCGCAAGAGUACAGCAAAUGUAGACAAGCCUGCUUUUCCAAUGUCCAUGUCAUUUCUCACCAGAGAAAAAUGUUGGGUAGAAUGCCGGUCAGGAAGUAAAACUCUUUUCAGUAAAUACCAACUGAAUGUAGUAGAGGAUACAAACAGAAAGGAACAUCUAUGGAUCUAUUGAUUAUGGGGACGUUAUUGGCCUGGUAUUUAGCUAUCCUGGUAUUACAGAAUUGACACUGAGGAAGAAAUUCUCUACUGAAUCUGGGGAAUCAUGCUUUCAUGGUAACAUUUUAUGGGAGAAAUCAUUUUUUUGGCUGUGUUAUAGACUGUGUUAUAUAAAUAUUAACUAUGUAAAUAAAUAUGCUUGCUACAAAAAAUAAUGAAAACAGUAUCUUGAGUAUGUAAGCAUUUUCUACCUAUUAUUAUAAAAUGAUUAUUCAUAAUUGGGAAUGGCAUGUGUUAAAUAUUGUGUAUAGGUAGUAUGUAUGCUUAAAUGUACAUAAAACUUUGUG
Messenger RNA from Lepus europaeus (European hare), 2551 nucleotides. Its product is annotated as zinc finger protein 268-like. Gene Ontology annotation, biological process: regulation of transcription by RNA polymerase II. Lineage: Eukaryota; Metazoa; Chordata; Mammalia; Lagomorpha; Leporidae. The transcript is spliced from 2 exons. The record is from RefSeq and is a predicted model, not a curated record. The coding region runs from base 748 to 1365 and encodes 205 amino acids. Gene Ontology annotation, molecular function: DNA-binding transcription factor activity, RNA polymerase II-specific; RNA polymerase II cis-regulatory region sequence-specific DNA binding.